UGAUUAAAGCGGGGGCGAAUAUAGAAUGUAUAGACAAUGGGGGGAAUACUCCAAUCAUCAUCGCCUCGACUAAUGGACACCAAGAGGUGGUGGAUCUAUUGAUUAAAGCGGGGGCGAAUAUAGAAUGUAUAGACAAUGGGGGGAAUACUCCAAUCAUCAUCGCCUCGACUAAUGGACACCAAGAGGUGGUGGAUCUAUUGAUUAAAGCGGGGGCGGAUAUAGAAUGUAAAGGCAAUGGCGGGAAUACUCCAAUCAUCAUCGCCUCGACUGAAGGACAUAAGGAUGUGGUGGAUCUAUUAGUUAAAGCGGAUGCAAUUAUUGAAGUCAGUAACUAUGAAAACGACACUCCGAUUGUUUGCGCAGCUAGACGGGGUUAUGUUGAAAUUGUAGAUGUUUUGUUGAAAGAAUGUGCUUGUUCCAGAAGUUCUAGUUAUGGAUUGAUAUUAAAUAUCGGUGCAACGUUUGGUCGACGACGGGUCGUUGAAUGUAUUUUGAGACGCGGGAUGUCAUUAGAAAUCCGUGACUUGAAAGGAAACACCCCACUUCAAAAUGCAAUCAUAAAGGGUCAUCUCUCAGUGGUCCAACUCCUAAUAAGGAGUGGAGCAGAUACAUCCACAUCAAACUUUUCGUCGGAGAGUAUUAUAUAUUCUGCUGCUUCGUGUGGCCAUGCCGAUAUCGUAAAAUACUUGGGAAGCAGUGAUGCACGGAAGUUAUUGGAUUUGCCCAAUGCCAGUGGGUGGUCGCCUAUUGCCAAGGCAGUUUCAGGUGGUCAUUUUCGGACAGUUAGACAACUUCAUCAGCUUGGAGCUGACAUGAACUGCAGCGUAAAUGGAAAAGGACUGCUUCAUCUAGCAGCUGAGUCCGGUUGCCUAGAUAUCUAUCAAUAUCUUAUCAUCGCUGGGCUUGACUGCAAACGACCCAACAUCCAUGGAUUGAAGGCUUAUGAAUGCUUCCCCUUUCAAUCAAAACUUAAUUAUCAAGCAAGCAACCGAUUAGGACAUUCCUCCGAACAAAGUCUCUCUUACGUCAUGUCGCGAUUAAAUGAGCAAUAUGCUACACCCGCGUAUAGAUACAAACUUUCAGAACUAUCGGGUGUACUGGGACUAGGCAGCGUGAAUAUUAUCGAGGGUGGUGUUUCAGAAACUAUCAUGGGGUUUGUAAGGGAGAAGGAGGUUAUUAAGGGUUUAGAGUUAUGCGGAAGUUCGGCUGAGGGCACGAAGGUUCAGCUGCCUGAUGAAAUGGACUUCCUUAGAUUGGUACCUUCAAAUCAUUUCUCUCGAAACGAAAUGGUUGACAACUUACAUGGAUAUAAGUUUAUACAAAAUAAAACAAUUAAGAUCAGGUUUUUAUCAAGUAAAGCACUCCAUGAGAGUGCAAGCCAAAACCUAGAAUCUAGCGCAAAAGCCCAAGAGUCUAAAAAAAGCGGAGAAAUCCUUUUGCAGGCAGUUGCUGGAGGAGGCGGUGCCAGUGUUCCUGUGACUAUUAGAUGGCCCGAUGAUAAACCUUCAAAACGCAUUGUCUCAGAGCAUAUAGUAACAACCUUACCUGUAGAUGAUUGGCCCGAUGAUUGGCAAGAGGAUUGGUCCGAUAAUGCACUACAGAACGGAGAGUCUGAAAGUGAGGUAACGGCGGACGUUUGUGUUUAUCAACGGACUGGAUACAUCUUAUCUCAAGCUGAUGUUAGAAGAGGAUUGGCCAGUGUUCCUGUGACUAUCAAAAGGCUUGAAAAUAUAUCAUCCAGUCUCCUUAUCUCUGUGGAUAUAGUACCGAUAUUUCAUGUUGAUGAUUGGCCAGACGAUGCUAUCAAGAAGACCUGGCGAAUGGACGAGGACACCUUGAGGAAGAGUGGGUAUAGGCUGGUCCUGAAACCGCCACACAAGGACAGUGAGUACGGACGGUUGCUACCCGAGGAAGACAGAGAAAGAAUGUUGCGGAUCUCCUUCUCUCAUCUAGAACCUGUCACAAUCGCACCUUUGGAUCCAAGAAUCAAAGACGCAUACAUCACAGCAAAGUGUCUGAGGUCACCUAUGGCAUGUGGCGUUGUGAUUAGAGACACGAACGGCGUCAUACAUUUCGUCAGUCACUUCCUUACAAGCUACCUCCUGAAGACAGUCUUCCUCCAUAACAUAGACGACUUCCUUGAGACAAACAGGAGCCUGCCAGAGAUGGUCUACAUCAUCUACAGCCAACUUGAGGAGUACCUCGGCAAGGGCAACCUACCGUUCUACUGGCAGCCCAGCGUCAAUCUGCUGGAAGGCUUGAAACUCAACAUAGCCAAGUCUCAUCAAGUCGCCAAGCUGAUGAAGGCAAUCGUCGGUAGGAUGUCCCGCCUGGAGCGUGGUGAUGAGAACCAUGGUGACGACGCGAGGGAAGAUGGGCCAGGCAUUGAAGCCGCUGAUGACGAGCCUGACAUAGGUUGUUACAUCGUCGAAUUAGAAUAGCGAGCAAGUAAUCUUCACCCCGAUGAACACUUUGUAUGCGAGACGGAUGCUCCGGUGUAACCACAUCUAUGGUUAUUCCCUGGCCUCACCCGGCCCCGCCAGUUCAAACCACGAGAGUGCAUGUGUGCGAGUUGGGCCGACGCGACAGGCGCAGCGGUCGGAGAGAGUCUCUGGCAGGGUAUCUCGGACUUUGGUUCGACAUCGAAAGCCUCAAGUGCGUCAGGACCUUCAAAGCCAAGUGGUAGGGAAUUCGUUCUUGAAAUGACACCGGGCUCAAAAUUGCUGCUAUGUUGACUUCGAGAGAGAGAAUGGUGAGAGAUCGUGUGGUGUACAAAAAACAAGCACGACCGUAACAUUUUAGAAAACUUCUGAAAUUAUUCAGACCCCCUCCACCUCUUACACCUCCCCGUUAUUCAGAGAUGGAAUUGCAAAACUGUAGACUUUCCGAGGUUGGGGACACAUCACGGAGAUGAUAUACCAAAUGUUCACCACUUCUGAAAAAAAGUAUCAGAACUUUCAGAUUUUGGUAAAAAAUGCACCCCCUAAUUUUAGAUGAUUUCUGAAGUUUUACAAUCUAUUUUCUACUUUUAACUAUGAAAUUGAUACAAAGGCGACACAUUGGCAUUGUUCAUCCCGAUUGAGUUGAAUGAUGGAUGGCAUCCAACGACAAUGCGUAUGAUAUCUACAGGGGGCUUGGCUUACAUAUCCAGACACUCUCAGAUCGGUAUUAUGACAUAGGAAGUUGGAUGUUGCACUCAAUUCCUUUCAUAGUACUUAUGAGUUACUUACACCCUUUGAUAUGCUGACUGCAUGGGUGAACAAAGGUAUGGACUGGUAUAUCUUGUAUUGACAUGUUAACUUGUAUUGAUAUUGUAAUUGCAUGAGGUAGGGUAGCUACCUUAUAACCUUAAUAUCCUUAUGUAUUGAAUUGUAUAAAUUGUAUUGUCAAGUAUUUACAUGUAUAAACUUGUAUCGACUUAUAUUGUACUAUGUUCGGUGUAACUUUUUAUAAUUAUGUGUGUAACAUUAUUAUAUGGUAGAAGUCAGAAGGCCUAGAGAUUGCAAGCUGUUUGAAGCCAGUCUAUUACUAUCAUAACAUUGUAUUGCAAGAGAGUCACAUUCAUUAUUUCCUAUAUUUUGUGAGUAACAUUUAAGAGUGUGAAGCCUGGUAGGCCCUGUCACAAGUUCUAAAUGAUCAAGUGAUUACGGUUUUAUGUACGCUUGUAAUGACUCUCAUUACAGAAUGACUGCAAGCUUGUGGAUGGAUAUAGAUUGAAUACUCGUUAAGGUGAAACUAUAGUGCCUCCAUGUUGCCAGUCAACAAGAAUUCAUCCAAAAUAUCCACAAACUGGUAAAAGUGUUACUCGGAGAACAUAAUAGUUUGCGUUGCCACCGAACAACAUGUUAUAUGCCAAAGACAAGCAAAUGCUUUUACUUCAAUUUUGUGCAGAAAGGUUUUGUGUACAUGUACAGUACAUAUAGCGUUUUAAAUAAAAUCACCCGCCAGUCUCUUUCAUAUCAGCCAUUAUCUUGUCCUAUUUGUUGGUGUUUGAAUCCGGUGUUCCUAAUACAUUAACAUAAUAAAGAGUGAGUAUAUAGUUUCACCUUAAGGGUUGACAAUAGGUAUCGCCAUUUUGUCGAGUCCUCCAAAUCCUAAAGUCUUUAGAGCUCUUUCAAAACAUAGUGAAAGCUCAUUUCAAGGGCUGGAGUCUGUUUAUUGCUUUCCAGAGAACAGCUUCCAGUCCAGGGUUUCAAAUGAGCAUUCACUACGUUUUGAAGGAGUUCUAAUUGCCUUUUGAUUGCACGUUCUAGCCAAAAUGGCGGUACCUAUGGUCAACCCUUAAUCUUAGUGCACCUUCAGCUUUCCAACAAUUGUUUGGGUGUCUUUUUAGACUUCGAACUAUUUUGAGUUUCUCUCUAACGUUGUUUAAGGCAACUGGCUGGUCUUAAUGACUGAUCAUAAAAUUCAGUUUUAUUUAUGCUACAUGUGUAUCUUUUUCCAAUAUAUGUACCGUUUAGAUAUUCGCCUUAGUGGCGAUUUUUACGUGACCGUAAUGAGACCUUAGAAGGCUAUUCUAACGUGAAUUAUUUUGGCCGAUACGCGAAUUUGUUAUGAAAGAUAAUUAUUUGAUGAAGGUUGAAAAGAUUUUAUGGCGGUAAAGGCUGGGUAAUGACUGGUAAUGUAGUGAGUGGGUUAACGUGACAAAACAACUGCGACUUGAUCACUCAUUGCAACCAUUCCAGCGAAGUGUCCUUGCGAACCAUAUGCAAGUUAUUGUAAACAUUUUCAGUGAGAUUUUGAUUUUUGAAGGCCCAGGUGUCCUUGGUCGAAGUUGCUCAAUGCAAAUCUCCUUUGAUUCAGAGUUUCCUAAUGAGAAUUUCAUCAUGGCAUGUGUAAAAAAGAGGUAGUCGCUGUGAAUGGUUGAUUUUGGGUUGUAAACAAUGGUUUUUGUGCCAAACAGGUGGGUUUUGGGUGGAAAGAUUUGUUAGGAUACAAAUCCGGUGUUUUAAAAACUUGAAAGUGGCAAGAGUGGUUUUAUUAAAGUGGUUUGGUGUUAUUAGAUUUACCUUAGUAAAAUUUCAGUUCGAGAUAAGACCACCAUUGAAUAUUCAUAGGUUGCAGUAUUCAGACCUAUCAACGAGAAGCUUUUCCGAUUAUCUUUAGAAAUCCGCAGUCAACGACCACUUUAAUUUCCACAAGUUUGUCGCCAGACUGUCCGAAAUAUCAUAUCCACAUCUAAGAUUCAAUUCUGCCCGCAGUAAUUGGUGCGACGUGGGCAAACUUUGGCAAAUGAACUGAUGAAAGUCUUUAACAAAUCAAUGGUGGUUUUGCCUCGUUGGACGAACGAGUCCUUCAGUUCUCACCCCCUAUUCUAGUAGGCGCUGUCUACCCGGCUCAACACUUGCGACAGGCGACACUUCAAAAAAAAAGUCCUGGCUUUACUGUGUGUUUCUGAAUCGAAGUCCGUUGCGAUUAUAUUUUAUAGUUCGGCUAAUUCAAGCCAUUAUAUGUGUACAUGUAAUCAUGUGCAAUUUCGCAAAUCAUUUUGAUUACAGUUCAGUAAUGCACAGAUAGAGGGAGAUAUUGCAUGUAAAUGGAAUGUUCAUAAAAUUCGUGUCCGUCUUCAAGCAAUAAGACUUGAAUUAUGGUUAGACGCUUUAUGUCAUUCGGUACAGAUUCAUCCUAACCGGUGUAGAAGUAGAAAAUGUCCGAGGGAAAAACCAUCCACCCUAUUGUAUUUUGUCAGAUUAUGGUAUUAUGGUUCUUUCGGUGACAUUACCGUCAAUAGGUCAGAGAUUAAAGAGCAUAAUAGAAUCCUUUGCUCCCCCGGAAAUUCUAUCCUGGGACAUUUCAAACUUCUACACCGGACUCAUUGAAAACACUCAUGUCUCGAUAUCGAUAUGAGGGCGGUUCAUGCGGGGGGGGGGGUUGUCUCAGAUGUUCCUAUCUCUUUGAUACUCUCUGUAGUCAAUGUGAGCCUUAGAGGCAGCACGUACUUGGAUAUCACUAUGUAUGUUUAUUGUUGCUUUUGCGCUGUUUAGUUUAGUUAUCAUGCUGUUUGUAUUCUUAACAUGAGGGACAGUACUAAGUAUGUAUUCUAAAAUACCUUGGUACCGUAAAGUCAACUUUUAAAUGGAAAAUGCAUAAGCCUCGUUCUGAGAACGGAGUGUUUUGGACACGCAACCAAGAUGCUCUACCAAAGUUCCCUCGGGUUGCACUAAAAUGUGGAACCAUGCACACGUCACGUCAAUGGAAUUUCAGCUCACUUCAGAAGUUUGAGGCUCUCAAAACACUGCUUCAAACACAAAUCAGUCAAGGAAGCAUCAACCACCCUAAGUUUUUUAAUGAGCACUACACAUAUUUGCCGAGAAAAACGCUCCAAAUAGCCCAUUUGCGCGGAUUUUAGCAUCACUUGAGCGAGCCGAUGCGGACUUCCUAUGCGCGCUGUACAAAAUGUACAUGUCUCAUUUUCUAUAACGUUGCCGUAACAUAAUGUAAACAAUGGCGCUACCGGCGCUCCGGCCGGGCCGGCGAUGGAUGGAAUUUGCCAAAUUCGCACAUAUUCAAGUUAUUUUCGUGGCCUAUCUUUUUAAGUUUGAGGUAUUUUAGAAUAGAAAUUGAACCCUCGGCUUCGGACCUUGGUUGAGUUACCAAGACACUCUCGGAUGGAGCUAAAAUUUCAUCCAAACCCUCGCCUGUCGGCUCGGGUUUGGACUGUAUUUUAGCUCCACCCUCGAGUGUCUUGGUAACUCAACCAAGGUCCUCCGCCUCGGGUUCAAUUCCUUAAACCAUUAUGAUAGAUGUAUUUUAUCGACGACUAACUUUGAUGAGUUCGCUGAGUCCAUGUACUACUAAGUGUGAAAGCCUAUUUACGAGUGUCCCGUAAAUGGAUUCGCCCAGGAUUUGAUGAUACUACGUACAGACCUUCGUACCUCGUACUAUGUUGCUUAUAAAGAUUGCGAAACCUCCCUAUUAUUUCAAUAAUUAGAUUAUAGCCUGAGGCAAGAAA
Messenger RNA from Lineus longissimus, 6952 nucleotides. RefSeq lists its product as uncharacterized. Lineage: Eukaryota; Metazoa; Nemertea; Pilidiophora; Heteronemertea; Lineidae. Bases 504 to 2441 code for a protein of 645 amino acids. Gene Ontology annotation, molecular function: protein binding. The transcript is spliced from 2 exons. The record is from RefSeq and is a predicted model, not a curated record.